AUGUCGUCCUUCGAUCCUACCAAUGCCAACUUGAACUCUGCCAGCAAGGAGGAUGUCUUAUGCUACCUAGCCAUCGAAGAGAACCAGUACAAUGGCCAUAUGGGCGCACGCAUCUCCUCAAUCUUCGUGAUUCUCUUCGUGUCUUCUGCCUUCACCGUUUUCCCAGUAAUCUCCAAGCGAAUGACGCGAUGGAAGAUUCCUUUCAGCGUAUACAUCUUUGCCCGAUACUUCGGCACGGGUGUCAUCGUUGCCACGGCCUUCAUUCAUCUCCUGGAUCCAGCCUACAAACGAAUUGGCCCAAAGACUUGCGUCGGCGUAUCAGGAUAUUGGGGUGAAUAUUCCUGGUGUGCAGCUAUUGUUCUAGCUACAGUAAUGGGCAUCUUCCUUCUCGAUCUAGCAGCCGAAGUCUACGUCGAGCACAAAUACGGUGUGCAUCGAGACGAAGGUGCUACAAGCGCUUUCAUCCAGCAUGAACAUCACCUCGACGUACAACCUGCUCCCGAUGCCGAGAAGACUGUACAAGCAUACAACGACGAAAAAAAGAACCAGACCUCCGGCGAAACCGACUCAACCAUCGCUGAGCGAUCUUUCCGGCAACAGAUAGCUGCUUUCCUCCUACUUGAGUUCGGUAUCAUCUUCCACUCCGUCAUCAUUGGUCUCAACCUUGGUGUGACCGGUUCCGAAUUCGCAACCUUAUACCCGGUCCUUGUCUUUCAUCAAUCCUUUGAAGGAUUGGGUAUCGGCGCCAGGAUGUCUGCCAUUCCAUUCGGCCAUCACACCUGGCUUCCCUGGAUCCUGUGUGCUGCCUACGGUCUGACAACUCCGAUUUCGAUCGCCAUUGGUCUAGGAGUUCGGCACACGUAUGCUCCAGGUUCGAAGGUGUCAUUGAUUAUUCAGGGUGUGUUGAAUGCGGUCUCGGCCGGUAUUUUGAUUUACACUGGUUUGGUUGAAUUGCUUGCGAGGGACUUUUUGUUCGAUCCCUGCCGGACUAAGCGCCGCUCUCGGCUGUUGUUUAUGGUUGCGUGUACACUGUUGGGUGCUGGUAUCAUGGCUUUGAUUGGAAAGUGGGCUUGA
Messenger RNA from Penicillium cataractarum, 1074 nucleotides. It is a transcript of the gene zrfA, whose product is annotated as high-affinity Zn(2+) transporter ZRT1. Gene Ontology annotation, cellular component: plasma membrane. Gene Ontology annotation, molecular function: high-affinity zinc transmembrane transporter activity. The transcript has a single exon. Bases 1 to 1074 code for a protein of 357 amino acids. NCBI's taxonomy places the organism in Eukaryota, Fungi, Ascomycota, Eurotiomycetes, Eurotiales, Aspergillaceae. Gene Ontology annotation, biological process: zinc ion import across plasma membrane. The record is from RefSeq and is a predicted model, not a curated record.